Messenger RNA from Amphiprion ocellaris (clown anemonefish), 11652 nucleotides. RefSeq names its product zinc finger, ZZ-type with EF hand domain 1 (gene zzef1). The transcript is spliced from 54 exons. The coding region runs from base 133 to 9243 and encodes 3036 amino acids. The record is from RefSeq and is a predicted model, not a curated record. Gene Ontology annotation, biological process: regulation of synaptic plasticity; protein ubiquitination. Gene Ontology annotation, cellular component: postsynapse. NCBI's taxonomy places the organism in Eukaryota, Metazoa, Chordata, Actinopteri, Pomacentridae. Gene Ontology annotation, molecular function: zinc ion binding; calcium ion binding; ubiquitin-like protein ligase activity.
GUAGUGAGCAGAGGAGCUCCGCUGUAGGUGAACGGUGGAGAGGUCUGUAUACAGACCGGCACGGCCGUUGCAAAACUGACACCCAGCGGGCCGCAGAGAUUUUCGGGGGAGCCUUAGAUCGGUGAAAGAAACAUGGGGAAUGCCGAGGGCGGCUGCGGUGGAGGCAGCGGUGACGAGGAAGACAUAGAAACGGAGAGCCCCGGCUUCGCGGAAGACAGUCCGGCCUCUGCGGCCACUGGCGGCGGUGUAGGAGGCGGUGUAGGCUCCGGGAGAAGCGGAAGGGGAUCGAAUAACCUACCCGUACCCACCGGCGGACCACCUAGCCCGGGGGUCCUCUUGGAGCAGGUGAAACUGAGAGAAGCGGCGGCACGUAUUAGCGACUCUGGGGUCGCCAUCCACGAGUCUGUCCUAGCUGGGAAUGAGGGUGUCCUGAUGCGGUGGCUGGAGGACCGGUUGAACCGAGGAGAGGAGUCCGUCAAUGUAGAGCAAUUCUGUGAAAUGCUGGAGAGCAGAGACGCUUCGAGGGAUGAGUGUGAAGAGGCAUUUGGACAGUUCGAUGCAGAGGGGGAUGGAGUGGUGGAUGUAGAGAGUAUGCUGAUUGCUCUGAAGAACUCCAAUGGAGCUAAUCUGCAGGGAGAGCUGAGUCAUGUGAUAAGACAGCUACAGGCAUGCUCCCUAACUCCAGGUUUUGUUGACAUAUUCUCCAAGACCAAAGAUCGAUUAGGAGCACAUGCCUCUAAGAUCCUUAAAUUCUUACACAGGAAUCGUAUUCCCAGCAGUGCCAUCCCUUUCCCUAUUUUAGAGGGCUAUAACAGCAUCUGCACCAUGAGAUCUAGUGUGGUCCAGGACUUCUUGGAGUUCCUCUUGCAAAAGGAGAAAGAUUUAGAUAUCCAGUACAGAGCAGAGCUUGACCGAGAUCCAGAUGUAGACAAGGUCAAGGUGGUCACACAGUGCUAUAGCACAAUAGAGGCCUCAUCCAAUGUUACUGACAUUUACAAGAUGACAAAUGGGGAAACUGCAUCAUUCUGGCAGUCGGAUGGCAGUGCUCGAUCACACUGGAUAAGACUGAAAAUGAAACCAGAUGUGGUUUUGAGACGUCUGGCUAUUGCCGUGGCUUCUAAUGACCACAGCUAUAUGCCUCAGCUGGUCUCAGUUGCUGUGGGGAAAAACCGGCGCUCCCUGCAAGAGAUCAGAGACAUCCGUAUCCCAAGUAAUGUCACAGGCUACGUCGCCCUAUUGGAGAAUGCCAACAUCACACACCCCUACAUCCAAAUCAACAUUAAAAGGUGCCUGAGCGAUGGAUGUGACACACGGAUUCAUGGCUUGAAGACGCUGGGCUAUCAGAUUACCAAGAGUAAAGAGGUGUCUGUUUCGGAUGCUUCAGCCAUCUGGUACCUGUCUCUCCUCACCUCUUUGGUCACAGCAUCCAUGGAGACUAACCCUGCCCUGGCUCACACUGUCCUUCAAAGCACACAAAAAGCCUUACGGCACAUGCCACCAUUGUCCCUAACACCAUCAUCCACAGAGUUCCCCAAGUUCUUCUCUUUGAACAUCCUGGAGGAAGUGGAUGGGUUCCUCCUCAGGAUAGCAGACUGCUGUGUGAGUCCUGAUGCAGAAUUGACCCUCCUGGCCUUUGCCCUGGCCAGAGGCAGCGUGGCAAAAGUACUCCAAGCCCUGUCGUGCAUCUGCGACCAUUUAGAGACCAAGUACAAGGCCUCCUCCCUCAUUGUGUCUAUGGCCUCCGUUCGCCUGCGACUCCUCUAUCGCAAUGGGAAGCCUCUACAGCUGCACCUACAGGCCUGUGAUGUAAAGAGUAAAGAGGAGAAAUCAGGACCAGAGAACAUGCUGACAGAGUCUUCCACUGGAGAUGGUUUUCUCACAGAAAGCAGCAGGAGGAAAGCCAGUGUAAUCCUCUCAACAGAAGACCAGAGCAAUUUCCAGGUCACUCAGAUGAAGAUCAAAGUGCGAAAAGGAGCAAUCGGAGCAAAAUGUGGCUUGGUAUUUGCCUACAAGGAAGACGAUCCUUUUGAUGCAGAGAAACAUUUCAAGAGGUUCAAAAAGUAUGAUGCGUGGGACUACAAGGACUAUAAGGAGUUUGUACAAGACAAUGUGAAGAUUCCAGCACAGUGUGAAGACGAGCCGAUUGGCUGGUUUGAGCUGGAGGAUGACUGGAAUGACGUGGAGAUCAAGCUGCAGCAGUGUCGCGUUGCAAAGUUCCUGAUGGUGAAGUUCCUCUGCACCAGGCAGGAUUCAGCUGAGCGUCUCGGUGUGCAGUCCCUCAGCUUUAGUGGCUACUUGUGCCCUGGAACAGAGAAGCUGGGAGACCUAGAUGACCUCAGUUCAGAGGGAGAGACCUUCGACCGUGAUGCUGUCACUGGCCUUUGCUUGCUUAACAAGACACUAUUCUUCAUACAGCAGCUUACUCUUGAUAUGGAUGCCUCUCACUUCAAGCAGAAGUAUCUUCUGGACUUCAGUGGUCUCAGCCUGAACCUCUUCUGGAACUUCUACAGUAAACUCAGGGAGAUUGAGGGAGAGGAGGUGUUGAAGAGCAGAGUGCUGCUGCUCCAACUUAUGCAGAACUGUUUCUCCAUGCUGCCCAACCCACUGGAGCCCCGGAACCCAGAUGAGAGCAGAGGGUCAGACGAAGGUUCCACAGCAGCGGCUUGUGCAUCCACAUCCAGCAGUGGAGAACCUCUUAAUGAUUCCAUGAGGGCUGUGUGUGACCUCUACAUUCACCUGUGCCACAUUGUAGAUGGUCCGGAGGGUGAGACAUUAGUGGAAAAAGCUUUGCAUAAGGAAGCAGUCAAGGCCAUUCUUAAUGGAGCAGCUGUGUUCUUCCCUGAUAAACAUGUCAGAAGAGACAAACUGUUUCACAUGAUGAAAAAUAUUACUGAAGACGAUCAGCCUGAGUCAGUGAAGGUGACAUUUGAGUCUCUUUGUAAUUACUUCAGUGAUCAGGAUCCAAGUGGCCUUCUCCUCCUCCCUCCUAAAGGAGCUCCUUCAGACUUUGACAUCAGCCCCAUACUGUCAGUCAUGGAGACGUUGCUACUGGUGGCAACCAGAGAAUGUGAAGUUAUGAUGGUGGAUGAGAGUGGGGGAGCCAGCAGGACUGUGUUGCUGUCCUUGUUCUGGGCUCUGCAGGGAAGUCUGCUCUCCUGGUGCUACCUGCAGCUCAAAGGAGGAUCUUCCACAGCUGUUGCAAUGGAACUAGCCAGAGACAUCCUGCUUAAAUAUGUGGAUCAGUUCCUUGGAAGUAUCAAAAUUGUCCUUGGUUCCCUACUGGAGAGGUACACGGCUGCUAAAAUUACUGACAAAUUGGGCAGCUCCAUCCUAGCCACAGUCUUCAGACAGCUGAUGAUUUUCCUCUUGGAGCUGUGCUCUUUGGACAUCCCACACAGUGUGCUGCUGAAGAGCUUUUCCUCUCUGGUUGAGCUACUCAAAAGCCUGUCAAGUGACACCGGAGACAUCUUCUCUAAGGUGGAUCAAGACAGCUGGCACCAACCUCAGCAGCCAGUGGUGCUGAGGACCUGGAACAUGGAGUCUCCUCACAACUAUGAGAACAGCCGCCAUGAGACCAGCAUCUUUGCCUGCCCCGGUGCAACCUCGUUUGAGGUGGAAUUUGAUGAACGCUGCGAGACAGAAAAGAGAUAUGACUACCUAGAAUUUACAGAUUCUAGAGGUGGUAAGGUCCGCUACGACAUGAAGGUUGGAACUGAGAAGUGGCCGAAGAAGGUGACGUUUGACGCUGGCCCUCAGCUGCAGUUCCUCUUCCAUUCUGAUAGCAGCAAUAAUGAGUGGGGUUACAAGUUUACAGUGACAGCCCUGGGACUGCCAGAUAUCACUAUUUCUUGGAUGUCGGACUUGCAGCUGCUGGUAGCUCGCCUGAUGGGUCGCCUGGCAUCCAGAACCCUGGCGCUGAAAUCCACUCAUGAGAUUCGCACUGUAAAGGAGCUUCCACCAGGGAAAAUGUCCCAUGUACAGUCUUCACUUCUAUGGAAACCCAUCCUACGGCACGGGUUGUGUGAAACAAGGGAGACAAAUCGAACUAAAAUGGCCUCAGACCAGACAAACACAUGGAAUCUGGAUGAGGUAAUGAGCUUCCUGGAAGACUUUGCUCGUUGGAACCCUUCCCAGGAGCCAACAGAUAGCAGAACAGAGCUGAUGAGGACCAUUAUGCACUCGUGCAGAAAACAACCAACGAGGAAUGAGAUUGCUGCUGGGUCAAAGACAGACCAAGCUGUGAAUGCCAUUUGGGCGGCAAUGGUAUACCACACACCAGCCCUCAACCUUGCCUUGAGGACCUUUGUUAAUCAUGACAGCAAGUCCUGUCUUAGUGAGGAGUUUGUGCAGGUGCAUUCACUGGCAGACAGCAUCAGAACAUGGAUGUUGGAGAUGAAGCAGCGAUAUCUUGUUGGCAAAAUGAAUGUUCUGGAUGAGAAAGAAGCGGGCCAUGAUGAAGUUACCAUGGACACACUAGCUGAGAUGUGCAUUGAGAAGAGUCUCUUGCUGUUCCGGUUUGCUCCGUGUGGAGUUCCCUGCCCGUUCAAUGACUCUUCCAAAGCAGCAGAGGGCAGCAGUGCUCCACUCCUCCGCUCCAGCUCCAUCUCAGAAGGGGACUUCCAGGCCAGCCCCUCUCUGCCACCUCAGCCUGGAGGAUCUGAGGAGAGCAGUGAGGCCAGGGCAGGACAGAGUCAGUCACCCACUACUCAAGUUCCAAACACCUGUGGGCACAGCAAGCGAGGCCACAGGGGCUCCACAGAGAGUCUCUCAUCUCAGCCGGGGGAGCCAGCCUCUCCCUCUGCUUUCCCACGUAAAGCCCCAUUCAGUCGCACACGUCUUCGCCUCCUGUCCUGCCGCUCCAUCGAAGAACCCCGCAUGACAACCUCUGUCAGGGAUCGCUACCCAAUACUCAAACACAUCAUAAACUUCAUAAAGGACCAAGCUCUCACAACAGCAAGCAUUUUACAGACCCUGUCCCUGAACAAAGCUCAAGCUCUGAGCGUGUGCAAGGUGCUGGAAAUGGUUCAGCAGUGUUUACAUUCCCUGGGACAGCCACACCUCUUCCAAGCUCCCUGCAUCCUGUUCCUACAGGAGCUGCUCACCUGCCAGAAAGACUUCACCAGUUAUUUCUCUCAGUUGUCAGACAGUGGGCAAAAGCUAGGAGAGGAGGUUAGACGUUCUUACCAUCGGUUGGUGCUCAUGCUGGUGGAGGCUGUGCAGGGCUUCAGUAGCCUCAACGAGAAAGCUCUGCUGCCGGCCUUGUCUUGUGUGCAGACCUGCUUGUUGCACCUUCUAGACAUGAGCUGGGAGGUCCAUGACCUUCCUCUCUUCCUGAGCAUCAAGCUUCCUGAACUGCUGCUCAGUAUGUCCCAGGAGAACAUCAGUGUUCAUGACAUUGCCAUCAGUCAAUGGACAGAGGAGGAUGAAAUCGCAGAUUACAAGAAGAACCAGGAGUGGAUGGAUGAGUGUAUGGACGGGAUGUUUGAGAAGUGGUACGACAAAAUUGAGGAAGAGGACUCUAUGGAGGACAGAAGAAAAAUGCACAUGUUCAUAGCACGCUAUUGUGACCUGCUCAAUGUUGUGAUCUCCUGUGACGGCUGUGAGAGGAUGGCACCUUGGCACCGCUACCGAUGUCUACAGUGCAUGGAUAUGGACCUCUGCAAGACCUGCUUCCUCAGUGGUGCCAAGCCCGAAGGCCAUGAAGAUGAUCAUGAGAUGGUGAACAUGGAGUACGCUUGUGACCACUGCCAGGGGCUCAUUGUCGGCAGCAGGAUCAACUGCAACGUGUGUGAAGACUUCGACCUGUGCUUUGGUUGUUACAAUGCAAAGAAAUAUCCUGACAGCCACCUGCCCACCCACCGGAUCACAGUGUACCCCAUGGUGACCAUACGUAUCAGCGACCGUCACCGCCUGAUCCAACCCUACAUCCACAACUACUCCUGGCUGCUGUUUGCUGCUUUGGCCCUUUACACCUCAGAACUGAGCAGUGAGAAGCAGAUGGAGGGAGAGUCUUUGGACAGCAACACUUUGAACCAGGCCUCAAUCCUGCAGACACGCUGCUCACAGCUCAUCACUGACUGCUUACUAAAGAGGCAGACUGGUAAAGGUCUCCGUUCCUCAGCUUUGCUUACUCUGCUGUCCUCUAAUGAAUCAGCCUCUGACAGUGAGCUGUGUCCAGUCUCUCCCGAGUCCUCACAGGAGCUUAGUACAGCCACUGACACCUCCUCACUUCCUGGUAGCACUGCAGCCAUCUGCUCUCCAUCAUCUCCCAGGGACAAGAAUAAACCAUCAGGUAAGGAGAAAAGGGCAAAAGAGGUGAACUCUCCUCCCCCUGCUCCUCCUGAGGUGCCAUUCCCCCCAAGCACUGGAGAAGGAGAGAAAAAGAAGCUAGUCACUCAAGACACCUUAGACUCACCGAGCCUCAGCCAGACUCCUUCUGUGUCCAGUGAAGACCCCCUUUCUCCUGUGGUUCGACCUUCAGAGUCUGGACCAGGAGCUGCCAAUUCUCCAGCGUCUGAUGUUGUGAAAGAAACAAGUGAGAGGUUGCCACAGGUUCCACUUCAGGAGCAUGUGUUCUCAGAGUGCUCCAGAGAAAGAAUCCUGGGACUCCUAGCAGCCAUGCUACCACCAGCCAAACCAGGCAGCACCCUUUCUCUGCCUACUCUGAGCUCCAUCCUGCCCCAGCUUUUCAGGGCAGUCAUUUCCAAUGCUGGCUCUCUCAACGAGACCUUCCACCUCACGCUGGGACUCCUGGGUCAGCUGCUGCUCCGGAUCCCUCCAAUGGAGGCUGACACUGCUGUUACAGAGGCCCUGGCUGACAAAUAUGAGUUGCUGACACAAGGAGAGGCAACCUGUUCAGAAACCCAGGGAUGGAAGACCACCCAGCUGCUUUUCAGCCUUGGGGCUGUCUGUUUAGACAGUCGUAUUGGUCUGGAUUGGGCCUGUACAGUUGCAGACAUUUUACACAGUCUGAAUGCUUGCCCUGAGUGGAGCACUGUCAUCGCUGCCUUUACUGACCACUGCAUACAGCAACUGCCACAGACCUUGAAACGCACCAACCUCUUCACCUUGCUGGUCCUGGUGGGCUUCCCUGAAGUGCUAUGCGUGGGCACCCAGACAGUGUUUAUUGACAACGCCAAUGAACAUCACAACAUGAUCUUGCUCAAACACUUCACAGAAAAAAACCAUGCAGCAGUGGUGGAUGUUAAGACACGCAAGAGGAAAACAGUGAAAGACUACCAACUCAUACAGUCUCAGGAUUCCACCACCACGGGUCUCCCAAGACAGUCAGAGGGUCAGGGCAGCCCAAAGACGCUGCUCAGUCGCUACUUGAGCAAUUUCACCUCCAUUAUCAGCCACCUCUUGCAGACAAGUCAGGACAAUGGCUCUCCUGAUGCUGUGGAGGCUUCCUGGGUCCUGUCCUUGGCCCUUAAAGGCCUCUACAACACACUCAAGAAGCAUGGAGUAGAGCAAGCACAGGAGGCCAUCCAGCAGUCAGGGCUGACCCAGCUGUUGGUGAGGAAGUGCAGCAAGGGGACGGGCUUCAGCAAGCUGUGGUUGCUACGAGAUCUGGAGAUUCUGUCCAUCAUGCUCUACUCCUCCAAGAGGGAGAUCCAUUCCAUGGCCCAGGACCCCGAGAGAGACCAAAGGGAGCAGGACAAGGAGCACGACUCAGACCACUCCAGCUGCUGUGCCGACGACACUGAUGUCAACAGGCCCGACCCCUUAGAGGGUCUUGAUGAGGAGACAAAGAUUUGCUUCCAGAUCACCCACGAUGCCUUAAACGCCCCUCUGCCCAUCCUGCGAGCCAUGUAUGAGCUGCAGAUGAAGAGGACGGACUCUUUCUUCCUGGAAGUGCAGAAGAGAUUUGAUGGAGAAGAGAUAAAAACAGAUGAGACAAUCCGUACUUUGGCUCAGAAGUGGCAGCCCACCAGGCGGCCUCGCUCUGAGGAAAGGAACACCAAGGCUGUGGACACUGAUAUGAUUGUCGUUUCUUGCAUGUCUAAACCCAGUCACUGUGAAAAGGCGACAGAGGAAAUCAACGUAGUGGCCCAGAAGCUCAUUACCAAUUCAGAGAGCGAUCUACAGCUCAGUUAUGCCAAGCAGAGACGUACCAAAAGCUCAGCUCUCUUACACAAAGAACUGGAUGUGCGCAGCAAUCGGGCCGUUCGUCAAUACCUGGUGAAGGUCAACCAGGCCAUCGCCACACUGUACGCUCGCCACGUGCUGGCCUCGCUGCUUGCCGACUGGCCUGCAGACACCGCGCUGAGUGAGGAGGCUCUGGAACUGAAUGGAGCUUCACACAUGGCUUACAUCCUGGACAUGCUCAUGCAGCUGGAGGAGAGGCCUCUCUGGGAGAUGAUUCUGCAAAGGGUGCUGAAGGGCUGCAGUCAGAGUAUGCUGUGCAGUUUGUCUCUCACUGCAUGCCAGUUCAUGGAGGAGCCAGGUAUGGCAGUACAAGUCAGAGAGUCCAAACACCCUUAUGAUAACAACACCAACUUUGAGGACAAAGUGCACAUCCCAGGUGCAAUCUACCUGUCAGUAAAAUUUGACUCCCGCUGCUACACGGAGGAAGGUUGUGAUGAGCUCAUCAUGUCGAGCAGCAGUGAUUUCCUCCAGGAUGUCCACAACUUCAGUGGAUCUCCACAGAAAUGGUCUGAUUUUGAGAUCCCUGGUGACACCCUGUACUACAGGUUUAUGUCAGACAUGAGCAACACAGAGUGGGGCUACAAGUUCACCAUCACAGGAGGCCACAGGGGACGUUUUCAGACAGGUUUUGAGAUACUGAAGCAAAUGUUAGCUGAUGAGCAAGUGCUCUGUCACAUGCCACUGGCUGAUAUCUGGGAGUGGCAGGUGGGCGUGGCCUGUCGUCAAACUGGAAACCAGCGACUCAAAGCCGUUCACUUGUUGCUCCGUCUGCUGCAGUGUCAGUCCCAGACAGCCUGUGAACUGACACUGUUGCGACCCCUGUGGCAGCUCUUUACGUCAAUGGAAAACAGCCUGAGCCAAGAUCCCACAAGUAUCACUGUGCUGUUGCCUCUUCACAGAGCCCUCACCGAACUCUUCUUCAUCGCUGAGGCCCGUGCCAUCGCACAGGGCAUCCUCCAGGAGUACUUGCUAGCUAUGACCACUGAUGAGCAGCUCCUCAAUCACACUGCAAUGGCUCUGAAGAAUAUUGCUGCCAUCAGCCUGGCUAUCAAUUACCCCAAUAAAUCCACCAAGCUACUCAACAUGUCCCUUUGAGAGGUCCACAGAGGAAGAUGUGGGGAGCAACCUGAAGGGGACACAUCCUGACUCAGCUGGUUUGCUCUGUGUUCAGAGUAGAGGGAGAAGCACCUCCCUCACAAAACCAGCGCUCCUCUUCUAACAGCCCCCCGCUCUCUGCCUCUCUCUCUCUCUCUCUCUCUCUCUCUCUCUCUCUCUCUCUCUCUCUCUCUGCCUCUUUCUCUCUCUGCCUCUCUCUCUCUCUCUCCACACACCGGUAACUCUGCAGCACUGUGGACAUGAGCUGUGGAGGGGGACUCAAAGAGCACUUUCCACGUGUAUUCACAAUCCUUUUUGCCUUAGGUGAAUCCAGUAUAUCAGCAUGUGCAUUCACUCAAACAGGAACAGGUCUAUUACUUUCUUUUUUUUUUUUUUUUUUUUUUUUUUUUAAAGUUUUUACUUGAAGAUGCCGUGCUAAAGGACAUGAAGUGUGCCAAAUUCUAAACCUUCAGGGGAAAAUAUUCCUUUUUUCCUGCCUUUUUCUUUCCUAAAGAGCAGCCACUCUGGGUUAUAUAGUUGAUCAUGGUGAAAACAGGUCACCUUGGCAACUUACAUGUCUCAGUGGACAUGUAGAGCAUCCUAAAAAUACUGUCCAGGACAUUGGAGUCUCAUUAGUCACCACAGAGAGAAAGCAAUGACCUACUAGCUCAUUCCUAUCCUUCCUUCCUUGCUUCCUUCUUUAUUCCCUUCUUUCUAGUUACCUUCUAUCCUUCUUGCUUCCCUCUUUACUUUUCAGACAACAGAACUAGAUGAUGGUAUUUUUAGGGCUCUCAUUGAAAGGUAGGAUCAGUAUAUCAUCGUAGAUAUCCUAAACAUGUAUCUGAUCUAUGAAAAAGGGGAAAUAAGAUCCACUGCAAAGUGGUGACAGUGUGUUCAAGCUGAACAGUGAUGCUCAGAUUAGCCAUAGUCUUUGCAUAAGAUGGAAAUGAAAAUAAAAUUAACAUUACAGCUGAGGGACAACUGAUAUAUACUAUUGCAAUGCAUUCCUCCGUGUUAUUCUAAGAAGAUGAAGUAUUUUCACUCAAUUCUUAGUUAAUGAAUGAAAGACUUAUAAUGUCAAAUGAUGUUCAUGGAAAUUAAUAACAGCAAAAAAUGUCAUUGAGAAAUGCUGAAUCUCUUAAAGGCCUUCAGUUUUAUCCACAGAUUAACGUAUUUACUUUUAGUGUUUUACCCUAAGUUUCAGCUGUUUAUGAGGAUACUGAUUUAUUUUCACAGCAGUGAAAGAAAAGCUGAAAUGAAUCAAAAACAUUUAUGUCUCCAUAAAUCACGUAUGGUAAUGAAUGUGGAAAAACACAAAUAUGUAUAACACACAGAAACCACUGCUGAUUCCCUCUAACACACUGAAGUUGAUCAGCUGAUAAACACAAAGCUGCCUGUAAAAUAGACACGUAAUCCCACUUAUUCACUGGUAACACAUUGGUGAGCAAAGACAGUUGGAUUUUUUUAUACAGGAUUACCUCGUUUUUUGUAAUUCCACAGAUAAUCGGUGUGACGCUUCCUUAAAUGUUUAAUUCGACUUCCAAUCACAUCACAUUUAGCCCACUACUUAUUAAUGCUGAUAUGCCUCUGUAGCCACAUCCAACUUCACUUCAGAGAGGAGUUUUGUAUGUUGAUAAAUCGAAACCCAGAGUGAGUAAUCAGGGGGUUGUUUUCCAAUCAUUACUGUUUAAAUUUCAAAAGAAGAGAUUCUCUUAGUUCUAAGAAGUCAUGGUAGUUUUAUACCAAAGAAACCAAUCAUUGUGAGCCAUGAAACAUCACUGAAAGAGCUCCUGGUAGAGUUCAUUGUGUUUUCCACAUAUCAGAUAGCUACCCUGUGAGAAGCUGGAGCAGAGGAAACCUUUAGACAUUGUUCAGGUUUUUUAAAAUAUUUUUCUGUUGUUUUCAAAGUGGUCCAUACACGGACCGCAGGAUGGCUCGGUGAUUUUGUUUACACAGACAUCAGCUGCAGUGAGGAGAGAGGAACAGAUGCAUGGCCUCCAUUUUGGCUUCUACGACGCCUCACCUAUCUACAACGUGCCUACGGUUAAAAAUGAAGCAAUCAUAAUUUAACUCAUGUUAGUGGGAUUGUUAUUAAUUAUAUUUUAAAAGAGAAAUAUAUUGUUUAAUUUGAAUUUUUUUGUAACUUUUUACUUUAAAUGUUGGUUUCUUUUCGCAAGGAUGCUUAAUAUUUGAGGCUGACUAAUUUGAAUGUACAUAUCUGUGAAUAUUAAUUGCACAGCAGAAAGACUUUGAUAUCAACCCCUUACAUAUAUAAACUUUAUUGGGCACUAACAGAUGGACACUUUGAUUCAGAUUUUGUAUGCAUGGCACAUUGAAGGUAAAACAAAAGUACUGCUUGGGUUGAAAUGUGAUCCAUUUCUAAUAAAAAUAGAAAGGACUUCUAUAAGA